Molecule: messenger RNA, 4647 nt
Organism: Pomacea canaliculata
Lineage: Eukaryota; Metazoa; Mollusca; Gastropoda; Architaenioglossa; Ampullariidae
Product: histone-lysine N-methyltransferase, H3 lysine-79 specific-like
Exons: 2
Coding region: 1172-2479 (435 amino acids)
Biological process (GO): regulation of transcription by RNA polymerase II
Cellular component (GO): RNA polymerase II transcription regulator complex
Molecular function (GO): RNA polymerase II transcription regulatory region sequence-specific DNA binding; protein dimerization activity; DNA-binding transcription factor activity, RNA polymerase II-specific
Source: RefSeq, a predicted model, not a curated record
CAGAUUUUGUUUCUCAUCUCAAGAAUCAGGAAAGAAAAAAAAAAUGGUUUGCAAGGCCAAGAAGCGGACUGACUGUCGUCAGCUCCAUUUCGUCCAAACAGAAGAGAAGGCGUCUAGAGUUCAAGCAAGGAAGAGGGGUAAAGGGAGGGCUCGUGCAGCUCUCCAUCUAAAAAAGGAAAAAAUACUCCAAAAAAGAAAAAAAAAAAGACGACUCCUUCAAGAAAGGGGCCGAGACUCCUGGCCAAUGUGUGGCAGCCUCCUCGCUCCUGUUGCGCGUCUUGGGCGACAUGGCCGCACGUGCACGUCGGCAGGACGGGGGGUCGUGUUCAAAGACUGGGGGCGGGGCUUAGGCGGCGCGUGCGGCCUUAUAAACCUGCGCCUCCACGCGCAACGCACGCACACACGCAAGAGACAAUCUCAUCAGCGCCCCCUGUACACUAAGUCCUUGAUUCCUCCAUCUCCGUCAUUUUGAUACAGCUGCGCGUGUGUGCUUGCUGCCACACAGUCCACGCGCUGGGGUACGCCGCUGCCAGCCAGAGCUCCAGUCCAAGAAAUUCGCGAGGACAAUAAAUAUUUUCUUAAAAAGAAGAAAGGACAAAUUUUGGUCAAAGAAGACAAGAACGAGGAAGAAGAGGAAAGUUAUUUCCUUACAUCGGUAGCCGUCAGAAACCCAUUUGUAAAAAGAUUUUUUUUUUUUCAUCCUUGUUAUACCCGGAAUUGUCGUCUGCUGACACCCGUCAUUACCGCAACGAAGGAGGGAAUGGUGAAGGCGUUUUAUUUGUCCACAGUUGAAUAGUCUUCACAUUGAGGUGGUCUGCGACAGGUUGUCGAGAGCUGGCACUGACAGGUGAUUGGUGCUUCUUGACCCUCAUCACGAACUUCGCGUCAGGAUUACGUCAGCUGGUGAAGACUGACGGCCACGGACACGUGAUUGGUCAUUGGAGAGGUUGCGUGCGCAUACAAGCAGACCACGUGAACAGACUGUGGCAUGACUUAACAACGUGUCCUUCGUCUGUGCCCUCACAUUUGUCUUGUGUAAUUCGCAACUUCCGGUGUAGAUGGGACUGUAACAGCAGUGGUCGCCAACCUUCAACCCCAUUCCCCCCGUUCUGAUUCGUCCUUGACCCUUCUGUGUCUGGAGAUCGCCGCCGAGGAGCUCUAGCCGCUAGCGAUGACGUCAGCAAGCCCAAUGCUGCGCACGGGCCCUCCGACAGUCAUGACGUCACCUACUAAGAACAGCAACUCUGGCCGAAGUCCAGGGACUUCGUGUUCCCUGCCGAGUCCUUACCAUCCCCACCACUAUCAUCAACAGCAGCAGCACCACCACCACCAGCACCCGCACAACCACCUGCAGCAGCAUCUGCAACAGCUGAUGACCUAUGACUCGCCACCGUUGUACGGUCGCCACCCUGGUCCCCAGCACCUCUCACCCGCCUGCAGGUACUCGUCCUUCUCCCCUGGGGGAUCACUUCUCUCCCCGUCACAGCCGUCAGUGUCCCUGCACUCCCCCUCCUUGUCGGCAGAUGCAUCUCCUUCCCCCUUGCAAGCCAGUAAGCUUGGGCACUGUCUGAUGCUGUUCAAGGAGAAUAACCCCUCGCCUCCCCCACCCUCCCCCCUGGGUGCCCCCCAUCCCUUCUCCCACCCCUCAUCAGCCAAGAUCGCGGGGGCCAAAAACUGCAAAAGGCGCUUGGACUUCAACCACAACCUCAACGACGACAAGAACGCCACCUUCGACCUCGAUGCCCACGGUGUGGGCUUCCGCGAGAUCCUCAACGUCAGCCUGAACGCCUCGCGGGAGGACGGGCUGGGCGUCUUCCUGGCCAGCGCCAAGGGAGCAGCAGCAGGUGGCGGGAGGCUGUCGGAAGUGACCCCACGUCUGACCAACGACCCCGAGCUGGCGGUGACCCCGGGACGAGCGCCCACCGUGGCGGUAGCCCGCCGCAACGAGCGCGAGCGGAACCGCGUGAAGCUCAUCAACAUGACCUUUGCCACCCUGCGCGAGCAUCUGCCGCAGUAUGCCAGCAAGGGCGGCAAAAAUCGCAAGAUGUCCAAAGUGGAGACGCUCCGCGCGGCCAUCGACUACAUCCGCCAGCUGCAGACUCUGACCGAGGACGUUGCCGUUGUCAAGGAGGAGAAAGAAGAGGAGGAAGAGCCCGAGACCGCGGGAGUCAGCUCCCCUACACAGCCAGCCCCGCACCACCACGCCGUGGAGCUGCUGCAGGUGGCAGCCUCAUACGACGUCACUUCCGUGCUGGAAGCGGCGGGGCUGCAGUUAGAUGCUGCCGCAUGCCUUGCCGCUGCUGCUGCCGCUGCCGCCGCAGCCGCUGCAGCCGCAGCAGCAGCCGGCAUGCAGGUUUCGUCGCCGUCCUCGUCGUUGGGAGCUCCGCGAAGUCCUUCGUCUGACGACUGCUGCUCCAGCUACGACCAGCUGAGUCCUGGUGAUGACCACGAGUUGCUGGACUUCGCCACGUGGUUUUAAGGCAUCGCAGGGUCCUGAGCCCGGCAAGGUGGGAGAUCACGUGACGACCAUCCCGCCAGCUGAUUGGACGACACCCUGGGAAGCGAUCCCUAGUCCCUGCACAUGCUUAGUUUCAAGUGCACGUGCCACAGCAGCUCCUCGUGCCCUGCAGUCUCCUCUGUCCCCGAGCGACUUUCUGUAUUAUUAUGAUGAUGAAGACUUGCCUUCAAAUGGCAUUCACUCUGCGAGUGGGGGACUGGAGGAGUCGUUGACAUUCCGCCCCGGCGUCGCUAGCGGCCUUGUCAUCCUCCAGCUGUGAGUUUUGAUUGGCUGGGGAGGCUGGCGCGGGGGACAGGUACAGACGCUGGGGCAUCAGUUCAGCAUCGUCGUGCGCAGUCACGUGGGGAGGGGCACAGAGAGGAUGGUGGGGGGUGAUGUGCGCAGCCAGCCAGAUCGCCAGACAGGAUAGUAGUCCCCCUCUCUCUCUCUCCCCUCCCCCACCCCACACACACCCCACCCCUGUCCCCCCGUCGUGCUGGCAGUCGAGGCAGCCAUGUGCUGUGAAUGCCAUUAUCCACAGGUACGUCAACAGGUGUCGCCAGGGUUAUGUGCUUCUUGAAUAAUUCAUGCAUUUCUUGUCUUCGAACGGAGGAAUAUGCUCGCUCUGACUUCUCCCUGUGUGUGUGCGUGCAUUUGUUUGUGUGUGUGUGUGUGCAUGAAUGCAUACAUGUGUGUGGACGUAUGUGUCAGCACGUCCAUGUGUGUAUCUACUCAUACGUGUGCACGUGUAGUUAUUCAUAUUUGAAUGAUUGUCUUUCUGUAUACCUUUUGUGGAUAAGUUUGUAUAUAUCUAUCCAAUGUAUUGUGUGUAUGUGCGAGAGAGAGAGAGAGUAAGAGUACGUGCGUGCGUGCAGGCAACAUAUGUCGGAAUGUUCCAUGGAGUUUCGCUCAUUUGGUUUCUUCAGGUGUAUUUCUCGAGUGAGUGAAUGAGUGAGUGAGUGAAUGAGUGAGUGAAUGAAUGAGUUUAUUUUCUCCUCAGUGAAUGUACAACCAAAUAAUAUUUUCAAAGUGCAGUCUCGUGGGCACAACCACUUAUUACAAUUAUUUAUUUCUCUAGUGUUUUAACUGACUUUGUACACAUACCUAUCUCUCCCCCAAGUGAUAUAAAGCUCGGUUAGAACACUUACCUGUUUCAGGUAAUCAUUAUUAUUUUUUACCCACAACAACAGAUUUCUGUAAUAUUCUGGACGCACGUGAGCUGUACAUGGCGUAUUUAUAUGAGAGAGAGGGAGAGAGACAUGGAGCAACCCCCUGUUGCUAAUUGUGGCUAUUUUUAGACCCUGCUAAUGAAGUUGCUCUCUGUCCGUUUGAUGUGCCGUCCCAGUGUCAACUUCCUGUCACCCAUAUUUUGAAAUCAUUCAUUACAUUCCACCCACAUUUAUCAUUGAAUUUAUUUGAUUGGCUGUCAGAAUCUGUAACAAACAUACAUCAGCAUAAGUAUUGCAGAAAUAAGUUCAUACCCAACAUAUUGUUUGUUUGUGGGAUUGUUUUUGUUUUUGUUUUGUUUUGGAGGGGGGUUAAAUUUUUUUUCUCGCAUUCUUUGAAUGGAUAACGGCUUCCAUACUUUUUGCUACAAUCUAUGUAUUUUACUUAUUCAAAGUACAUCCUGCUACUGUAAUUAUUCAGCGCUCAAAGGACAAGACUGUUUAAUAGUAUUUUCCUGUUAACCCUUUGAUAUCAUUUACUAAAACUGUUCUAAAGUAUAAAAAUGUAUCUAUUUCAGUAUUAAACCAGAGUGUUCGCACAGUUACCUGUAUAAUUACAAUAAUGAUUCCUCGUCUUUCUGCACAAUGUCACAGUUGUCCUCGGGUCGCCGGAGGGGAGGAGUCCGGGGCAGGGAGGGUUCGAUGAUGUGUUUAUCGUAGGACCCUCCUUCCCCUCCCUGCCCCUCCUCAACGAAAUGGUUUCUAUUUCCGAGCUUUAUCUUCGUCUUCAUGUACUCAGUCUAGUACAAUGGUCAGCCACCUAUCUACCCGGGGUACUUGUGCAUACAUACGCUUGUUGAAAGCCACCUGCUCAUUCCAAAUAAAAUAUCGUUUGUUGUCGUCGAGCUGAAGUUGGCCGAGAGGCUGCUUCUUGAUGUUUAUAAAAUGCGCAUGCUCUAUUUUUGUGAAAUAAAAUCUCGUUUU